AUGGAUCCAGAUUUUGUGCGGGCAAUUUUAUGCAGCAGUGGGCAGUUUAACGAAACAAUAAAAUAUGAAGAAUUGGAUCAGCUGGUGGAAAAAGUACCUGCUGUUGAUGCCCGGACAAUUACCGCGCUUUCAAAGUCUCUCGCUGAUUCUAUUUGUUAUAAAAUUUCCCCAGAAGCUCACAUAAAAUAUUCUGUGCGACUCCAAUUAAUAGAUAUUCUUCGAGAUUGGCUGCAUCCACCACUAGGCCUUGGAGAUCAUCGACCAUUCUGUCAGAGUGAGAACAUCCUCGAGCUAAGUAAGACAAUUAUCAUCAAAUAUUUACAAAAAAAAAAAUUAUGCGAUGAUAACGCGACUCCGGAGCAAUUGAUCACCUUGAUAAGAUCACUGAUGAACAUCGCGAGUAUCAACCCAAUUUACGCGCAAUAUUUAAAACUAAUCAUCAAGCAAAUAACCGAAUUAGAGGUAGCAGCAAAUUACAAGCUAGUGCAAUUUAUUCUAAGCAACGAAAAAGAAAUAAAUUUGGAAUUUUCCGCUGUUGAAGAUUUGAUAAUCUGCCAAAGGGAGAAAAUUAUCGAAGAGCCGAUAGUUGACUGCUUUAUUUCCAAUAUCAACUCUCAAGAUCAGUUUAGGACAACGGAGAGUUUUGAUAAGUUGAUGAAGAAGACUGCUUAUUCUCCGAAAAUUUUUCAGGUCGUUUGUAGCUUGCUGGGCAAGCUCUGCGCUCAGUUACAAUUUUCCUCUUUUGUUUUAGUGUUUAUACAAUUUAUUUUGAAGACUAUUGUCUCGCUGCGCGAUGAUGAAGAGAAAAAUUUGCUUAAUCUUUAUCCGAUUAAUUUGCAAUCUCAUGUAAUUCUUUUGAGGAUCGAACCUCGUUUUUCCACGGAGAAUUCAAACAAGUAUUUGUUGGAGAGCUUGAGAAAAAUUUAUUCUGAAGAUAAAGAGCAAAUUUUAAUUCUCAUUACUCAUUUUCCUAAGUGGUUAGACGAGUUGGUACUUUUUUUAUGA
This is a messenger RNA of Cotesia congregata, 1005 nucleotides long. The record is from the annotation of a GenBank genome assembly. Lineage: Eukaryota; Metazoa; Arthropoda; Insecta; Hymenoptera; Braconidae.